CAACCGACUUUGGCAAGAGCAAAUGAUUAAAAGGGGGAAACAGAAAAACGUUGGGGCUUUCGGUUUUAUUAUGUUUAAGCUGUAAUUUUGGCCUUCUUUCCGGCCCAUUUCUCUGUCUCGCACUCUUUCUCUCAGCUUCUUUUGUCGGUACUUUAUUCACAUUGAGCCACCACCAGUCCACCACCACUCACUCACUACACUCUCCCAAGUCCCAUCCCAUCCCUCACCCUUCAGUCCUUCACUCUUAACUCUCGCUCACUCUUCCGCAAUUACUCUGCUUGCUUCAUCCUCUCCCAUUUCCCCACGAGCCACUUACAUUUCGCCGCAGCCGACGGAGGAAGAACCAGAGGCCACCCCACCUAAGAACAAUGAAUUACAUUUCCAGUCUCACCCUCAGCUUCCUCCUCCUGCUUCUCACUCCUCAAGGCGCACUUGGGGCCACAUUCACGUUCUCGAACAGAUGCGAUUACACGAUUUGGCCGGGGAUUCUGGCCAAUGCCGGCAGUCCGAAGCUCGAAAGCACCGGAUUCGAGCUCGCGGAAGGCUCAACCCGCUCCUUCCAAGCUCCCACGGGUUGGUCGGGGCGGUUCUGGGCACGAACCGGCUGCACAUUCGACGACUCUGGCUCCGGGUCCUGCCGCACCGGCGACUGCGGGUCGGGUCUCGUCGAGUGCAACGGUCUCGGUGCCGCCCCACCGGCCACACUAGCCGAGUUCACCCUUGGAACCGGGGGGCAGGACUUUUACGACGUCAGCCUCGUCGACGGCUACAACCUCCCGAUGGUGGUUGAAGGCAGCGGCGGGUCGGGUUCGUGCACUACCACCGGUUGCAUCACGGAUCUGAACCAACAGUGCCCCGCGGAGCUCAAAGCCGUUGAAGGCAGCGCGUGCAGGAGCGCGUGCGAGGCGUUCGGCAGCCCGGAGUACUGCUGCAGCGGCGCGUUCAACACCCCCGCCACGUGCCGGCCGUCGGUCUACUCCGAGAUGUUCAAGGCCGCUUGCCCCAGGUCUUAUAGCUAUGCCUACGACGACGCCAGCAGCACCUUCACUUGCACCGGAGCUGAUUAUACGGUCACGUUCUGCCCAGCGUCACCAAGGUCAGAAGUCGGCAUCCUACUCUUCAACGACACCAGUGAAUGACGGCCAAACGACGGGACAAGAAGCAGGGACAGGAACCGAGGUUUCAGGGUCGGACGGAGGAGGAUCCGGGGUGGAGUAUUCGGGUACCGGGUCGGACAUAGGUUCGGGCAUCGGAGCAGGGUCAGGUGGAGUUGGAGGUGGAGGAGGAACCGGGCAAGGAGGGCAAGCCAUGUUGGCAGAUGGGUCGUGGCUAGCUGGUUUAGCCAUGGGAGGAUCACACAGAACGGCAGCUUCUUCCUCAUUCUGUGGAGCUUCAAUGGCGGUGGUGGUUUCUUCUUUGCUGUUGGUGGUUUCUCCCUUUGUUAAGUACUUGUAGUUGUGUUUUGGAGAAAAGAAAGGGACUUUGGUGAUGGGUUUUGUUUGUUUAAUGGUGGGUGGGGAUUCAUUUCUUUUGUCUAGGGUUUUUGCAAGCAGCCUUUGGUUUUGGGGGAGAGGGGAGGGAGGUAGUAGUGGAGGAUUUUUGCCCCUUUGUUAGGUAAAGCUGACAGAUUCCUUCAUUCUCUCCCCAAUAGCACGGCGCACCCACUCCCAAGUUUCUCUCUCUCUUUUUCUUUCUGCAGAUUUCAACGUUUUAGGAGUUUGUAAGCCUGUAACAUAUCUCAAGAACAAUAAGUGGUGGGUUGUUUUUAGUGUGCAGUUGAUAGGGAUUAGUGCAUUGUAUUAGCAAUUGUCAUGUCGUUCAAACCCGUCGUAAUCAUCUUGGUCUAGCUAUAUCAAUGUUAUAACGACAACUCUGAUCGAUUCGAUUUUGGAUGUCU
This is a messenger RNA of Linum tenue, 1897 nucleotides long. Lineage: Eukaryota; Viridiplantae; Streptophyta; Magnoliopsida; Malpighiales; Linaceae. The record is from the annotation of a GenBank genome assembly.